Molecule: messenger RNA, 1181 nt
Organism: Nyctereutes procyonoides (raccoon dog)
Lineage: Eukaryota; Metazoa; Chordata; Mammalia; Carnivora; Canidae
Gene: TMEM234
Product: transmembrane protein 234
Exons: 5
Coding region: 48-404 (118 amino acids)
Source: RefSeq, a predicted model, not a curated record
GGGUCUCCGCCCCUUCGCCCCCGGAAGUGGGCCAGAGCGGCGUUGCCAUGGCGGCGUCCCUUGGGCAGGUGCUGGCUCUGGUGCUGGUGGCCGCCCUGUGGGGUGGCACACAGCCGCUGCUGAAGCGGGCCUCCGCCCGCCUGCAGCAGGUCCAUGAGCGGACGUGGGCCCGGCAGUUGCUGCAGGAGAUGAAGACCCUCUUCUUGAAUACUGAGUAUUUGAUGCCCUUUUUCCUCAACCAGUGUGGCUCCCUUCUCUACUACCUCACCUUGGCAUCGACAGAUCUGACCCUAGCUGUGCCCAUCAGUAACUCUCUGGCCAUUGUCUUCACACUGAUUGUUGGGAAGGUCCUUGGAGAAGAUAUUGGUGGAAAAGGUAUUCUGGGGAAAGCCCUUCUGCCCUGAUCCCUCAGCCCUGCACCAGCUCCUCCUAGCAUAGCUGGAAUCAGCCCCUCAAUUUCUGCCCGUUCUCCCAGGAGCACUCACAGGCAUGGUGCUCACCGUGACAGGAAUUGCACUCUGCGUCACAAGCUCCGUGAGCAAGACCCAGGGGCAACUAUCUGCCCUGUGAGUGGGCCGAUGCCACCCUCCAGCCCUUCUACCUCCAGGAACUCCCUGAGCUGUGAGGUGCAGCCAGUGAGCAGAUGGACCUAGCACUUCCCCCUCUGAGCCUCAACACCCUCAUCUCUUAGGGUGCAUUAGCUACCUCAUGGUGGCUCACACAGGAGAACUGCAGUUCAACUGCUAGGAUUUAGCAUGAGAGACUUCAUACCUCCCCAGCAACCUUUCUGCCCCAGCAGCUCUCUUUGUGCUGUCAUAUCGGGCCCCCAGGCCAGCCACUGUCAUCAUGGCCUGAUCUAGACUGUCACAGAAGCAGGGGCCAUGGACGGCAUGGAGAUGGCCAGCUGCAGCCUGAGCCAGAAAUGCAAACAGAAGGUCUCUAGGGCUGUCAGAGGCCUUGGCUGGCUGAGGUGAGGACCUGAGGGGAAGAAGGUACACCAGAAUGGCAGGUGUAGAGAUGAACAGUCUAGGAGCCUUGCCUGUUCCACUUGUGAGAUGGGUGGAAAUCCUCACCUGCCUGCCCCUAUCAAAUAGACAGCCUGGGGUCCCACCACCAGGUCACUUCAGUCAAGUGGCACGGUGCUGGGAGAGUAGUAGCCUCAAAUAAAUCUGCACUAAACA